AUGAGCCUCGCCUCCAGCUCGGAGGUGGGGGCCGAGUUCUACAGCAACAGCACCUCCCCGAUGUCUCUGGACUCCAGCGUUUUCUUCAGUGAGACGGCGGCGUCCUGCGUCAGAGAUCCGCUCGACUUCUUCACCAUCAACGUGGGAGGGAGCCGUUACGUGCUGUCUCAGGAGCUGCUGGCGUCCUACCCGGAGACGCGGCUGGGAAAACUGGCGUGCUGCAGCCGAGACUCGGCGUUGGAGCUCUGCGAUGAUGCCGACCUGCUGCAGAACGAGUUCUUCUUUGAUCGGAACUCUCAGACCUUCCAAUAUGUGAUGAACUACUACCGGACGGGUCACCUUCAUGUCAGAGAGGAGCUCUGUGAGAUCUCCUUCCUGCAGGAGAUCGAGUACUGGGGCAUCGACGAGCUUCGCAUCAAAUCCUGCUGCCGCGAGCGUUACUUCCGCCGCAAGGAGCAGAAGGAGUCGUUCGACGUGCGCCGAGAGUUCCAGGCUGAAGACAACGACGAGGACUUUGUCGGCGCAGCCUGUCCGGCUCUCCGCCGGCGCCUGUGGGACCUGCUCGAGAAACCUGAAUCCUCCCGAGCCGCUCGCACCUUCGGCUCUCUGUCCGUCUUCUUCGUGGUGGUGUCGGUUGUGAACAUGGUGCUGAUCUCUCUGGACCUGGAGGAGGACGUGGGCUUGAGCGGCGUUAGCGUGGCUGCUCCGCUGCUGUUCGACACUCUGGAGUACGUCUGCGUGAUGUGGUUCACAGGAGAGCUGGCGCUGAGAUUCCUCUGUGUCAGGGACAAGUGUCGAUUCACUCGGAGUAUUCCCAACGUCAUUGACCUGCUCGCCAUCCUGCCGUUCUAUGUGACGCUGGCGGUGGAGAACCUUCAUGGAGGGAGCACUGAGCUGGAGAACAUGGGACGUGUGGUGCAGGUUCUCCGACUCCUGAGGUCGCUGCGCAUGCUGAAGCUGGGACGGCACUCCACAGGCCUGAAGUCUCUGGGUCUGACCAUCGCUCAGUGCUACGAGGAGGUCGGCCUGCUGCUGCUCUUCCUCGGCGUCGGCAUCUCCAUUUUUGCCACCGUGGUCUUCACCCUGGAGCACGAGUUUCCCUCCUCCACCUUCAGCAGCGUGCCGGCCGCCUGGUGGUGGGCCACCACCUCCAUGACCACGGUGGGGUACGGCGACAUCCGGCCCGACACCACGGUGGGGAGGGUGCUCGCCUUCCUCUGCAUCCUGUCCGGGAUCCUGAUCCUGGCGCUGCCCAUCGCCAUCAUCAACGAGCGCUUCUCGGCCUGCUACUUCACCCUGAAGAUGAAAGAGGCCGCCAUGAGGCACGGGGAGAUGCUGAAGAGGCUGGCCCGCGGCUCGGUGGGCGGGGUCAGCGUGGGAACGGGCGUGAACCUGAGGGAUGCCUACGCCCGCAGUGUGCUGGAGAUGAUGAGGCUGCACGGGCGAGAGAGGGCGAGCACACGGAGCAGUGGAGGAGAGGAACUGUGGUGGUGAAAGUAGGGACACAGGCCGGACCAGGACCAGAGACGGACCCUAGAAACAUCCUCG
This is a messenger RNA of Cheilinus undulatus (humphead wrasse), 1548 nucleotides long. RefSeq names its product potassium voltage-gated channel modifier subfamily V member 1 (gene kcnv1). Gene Ontology annotation, molecular function: voltage-gated potassium channel activity; protein binding. Lineage: Eukaryota; Metazoa; Chordata; Actinopteri; Labriformes; Labridae. The coding region runs from base 1 to 1494 and encodes 497 amino acids. Gene Ontology annotation, biological process: protein homooligomerization; potassium ion transmembrane transport. Gene Ontology annotation, cellular component: voltage-gated potassium channel complex; membrane. The transcript has 3 exons. The record is from RefSeq and is a predicted model, not a curated record.